Molecule: messenger RNA, 537 nt
Organism: Spirometra erinaceieuropaei
Lineage: Eukaryota; Metazoa; Platyhelminthes; Cestoda; Diphyllobothriidea; Diphyllobothriidae
Source: the annotation of a GenBank genome assembly
AUGAUCUCGCCAAACCCACAAGGUGCGGUUGAGGAUCCCACCAACCUCCUGCAUCGCCUCCGGCGGUUUAUGCGGACACUUUCUCCGGUUCCUCCCAGGUCCUCCGCCUCUCCGUCUUAUCUCGAGAAGGACUUGGCAACGUGCUCUCACGUCUACCUUCGAUGUGAUCGAGUCCGCCGGCAUCUGGAACCGCCCUAUGAUGGCCCAUUUCGGGUGCACUCUCGCGGACCGAAGACUUUCCGCAUUCAGCGCGACAAUCGUAAAGAGGUCGUGAGUGUGGACCGCCUCAAGGCUGCCGUCCCUGACACUCCUCCGGAUGAGCCCUGUAGUCCUCAACCUUCUGCUUCCCCCCACGGAGCCUCUAUUCCACCGUCCCGUAUUUUCCCUCUGCCCUCCUGUCCGCCAUCUCCGACUGCCACCACUAACUCCAACACAUCCGCCACCAGAUUUAUUCACUCUUCUACGGACCCUGUAUAUAUCACUCGUAGUGGUCGUCAUGUACACUUUCCUGAUCGGUUGGUCACGCAUUUCUUUUAG